UCCGUAUCUUCCGCCCAGGCUGGCUUCGCCUCAGCCUGCGCUGCGCCCUCCCGGCCUGCGGCGUCGCGGUACCGGCCUCCGCGCUCCACCCAGACGCCUUCCGGCGCUCGGGAGGGGGCGGGAGGCGGAGCAGAGGGGUUGGGGGUGGUGUCGCCGCGGUCUAGGCGCGGUAGGCGGUGGCGGCGGCGGCGUCGGAGGUCCCUGAGAUAUGGCCGCCUCGGUGUUCUGCUGCCUGCGGUGCUGCAGAGAUGGUGGGACGGGCCACAUCCCUCUGAAGGAGAUGCCGGCCGUGCAGCUGGACACGCAGCACAUGGGAACGGAUGUUGUCAUUGUAAAAAAUGGAAGAAGAAUAUGUGGAACAGGAGGUUGUUUAGCCAGUGCACCUUUACAUCAAAACAAAAGCUACUUUGAAUUCAAAAUCCAGUCCACAGGAAUCUGGGGUAUUGGUGUUGCAACUCAGAAAGUUAACUUGAAUCAGAUCCCUCUUGGCCGAGAUGUGCACAGUCUGGUGAUGAGAAAUGAUGGAGCCCUAUAUCACAACAACGAGGAGAAAAAUAGGCUGCCAGCAAACAGCCUUCCACAGGAGGGAGACGUGGUGGGUAUUACAUAUGACCAUGUAGAAUUAAAUGUAUAUUUGAAUGGAAAAAACAUGCAUUGUCCAGCAUCAGGUAUACGAGGGACAGUGUAUCCAGUUGUUUAUGUUGAUGACAGUGCAAUUUUGGAUUGCCAGUUCAGUGAAUUUUAUCAUACUCCUCCACCUGGUUUUGAAAAGAUAUUAUUUGAACAGCAGAUCUUCUGAAUGUAUUUGUUUUUGAAACUUGUAUUUCUGCACUGUUAAAAGUGUUUACCAUUUAAUAAAGCUUUACCUGACCUACAGAUGACAAUAUAUCCUUAAAAAUAUGCUCGUUAAUGUUGUCUAAGGAACCAAUGUAUACAAUAUACCAUCCUGAAGUUGUGAUUUAAAAUACCUAGAUUUUGUGAUAAUGAAAUCAGCAUUUGGGGCAGUUUAUUUAAUUCUUAUUUAAAUAAAUAUGACUGUGGGUUUGAUUAACAGUAUUAAAUGGAAAUACGUAUAUAGAUAUUUAAAAGGGAAUCUUUCUUAACAUAAAAUAUUUGUUUUGAUAGAGAUACAGAGUUGGGUGGGGGUUUUUGUCAUUCUGAAGUGUAGACCUCAUUAACUAUUUUAAGUCUGCAGUCCAAUAAUUUUGUGUCUCAGUGUCUUUUUUAUAUAGAGUAUAACAAAGUGACAAGUUUGUGUUAUUGGCAACUUCAUUUUUGGCGAUUUACUUACUAUAAAAUGUACCACUUAAAAUUUAAAUUGCUUAUUUUGUUUGUAUGUCAUUCUUUCGAUUUUCUUUGUGAAAGGAGAUAAGUGUCGUAGUAGCUGUCAGAGUAUUUUGUUGAAGACCAUCAUGCUGUGUUACUUCAAUACCUGAGUAAGUAGUGGUUGAUUGGUGAUGUAGUUUACACAGCAGACACUUAGAAUAGUAUCAUGCUUUCAACUUAAGUGGAAAUGAGAUUAUUCUUUUAAGGACUUUUAUUUAAAUGUGCAUUUUUCUGUAAGGAAUAAUAAAAUAUUAGUAAUUAAGGACUAUUCAGUACUAUAUUAAAUAAAUGUUCUUCCUGUUUUGU
Messenger RNA from Kogia breviceps (pygmy sperm whale), 1632 nucleotides. The record is from RefSeq and is a predicted model, not a curated record. Lineage: Eukaryota; Metazoa; Chordata; Mammalia; Artiodactyla; Physeteridae.